AUGGUAGAUUAUUUCGCUGAUCUUAAUAUAAUAUGUCGUGUCUUUUCAAUUCCAUUUAUGUUUCAUCGUCUCGAAGACAUCACAAAUAAUAUUCCGGAUAUUAUAUUUAAUUCUGUUACUCAUUUAAAAUUUUGGGAUAAAGAUCCAUUCAAACAUGAAUUUUUCGUUCGACUUGCUCGAGCUUUUCCAUUUCUUAAAUAUUUGAUUAUAUGGAAUAUUCAACCAUCAUUUUGGAAAUUUGAUGAAUUUCAACUUCUCAAGAAAGACUAAUGGCCGUCCGAUCGGCCUGGUGAGACCCCAUGGAUACGCCCAUCUGUUUUAUCAUCAAUUGAUCAACAACAACCACAACCAAGUAUUCGUCAAAUAGUACGAGAAAAACUUCAUAAACGUUCAUCAUCAGAUUUACAACAAUCAUUAUCAUCAAUUGAUAUUUCAACUAAAAUUGAUAUUAAUAAUGUAAAAUUUUCUCGUUGGGAAGAAACACCAUCAAUUGGAAGAGAUUUAUCGACAUUUAUGCAUCAAGUUUAUAGUGAAGAUAUUUUACCAUGUUUAACAUUUCCUACUGCUGAUCUUUCAUCAAGAAUUCUUACAGCUAUUGAACAAAAUGAUGUGACAAUGGAAACAUGUCAUAUGAGAACAAUUGAUGAAAAUAUGAAAGUUUGCUAA
Messenger RNA from Rotaria sp. Silwood2, 666 nucleotides. NCBI's taxonomy places the organism in Eukaryota, Metazoa, Rotifera, Eurotatoria, Philodinida, Philodinidae. The record is from the annotation of a GenBank genome assembly.